This is a messenger RNA of Cynoglossus semilaevis (tongue sole), 2648 nucleotides long. RefSeq names its product phosphodiesterase 12 (gene pde12). Gene Ontology annotation, biological process: nuclear-transcribed mRNA catabolic process, deadenylation-dependent decay. The record is from RefSeq and is a predicted model, not a curated record. Bases 291 to 2066 code for a protein of 591 amino acids. Gene Ontology annotation, molecular function: 3'-5'-RNA exonuclease activity. Gene Ontology annotation, cellular component: mitochondrion. The transcript has 8 exons. Lineage: Eukaryota; Metazoa; Chordata; Actinopteri; Pleuronectiformes; Cynoglossidae.
AAAAAACCUCCCAUGCUGCCUUCAGAAGUGUCCGUAGUUAGCACAAAUAACUAUUAAAUUCCAGGUUUUAUGUGGUGUAACAGUUUCCUAGAGGCCGAUAUAUUAUGGUUUAAUUGGUUUAUUUAAUCUUUUUUUAGACAGCUACGUGUAAACUACAAUCAGUUGUUACGUUAUUUUUAUUUUCCUCGUGCUACUACUGGCUAAUUGUGUAGCGGUCAGCAACAGUACUCCGUGUCACAGCGUUAGUGCUUUAUUUUACUGCGCUCUGCUUCUCCUGCCUAAGGGACCUUAUGUUUAUCCGUUUUCACACUUUUCUCACACUGUCUUCCGGCCGACUGCAUAUUUUUUCAGCAAGACCUUUAAGCCGAGCCUGGCCGCUCCACAGCAGGAUGGAGUCGGCGGUAGUGAGAUGUCUCCCCGGGGAGCCCAAACUCACCAUCUCCUUUAUUUUGGGCGGCAGUCAAAAACACAUGCAACGGGACCAGGACGAGCCUCUGGGCAAAGCGCUGACACGGAUCUCCCACAACUUCGCCAAGGAUCAGAGGAAAGCUAAGAAGUCAAAGAAGCAUAUGGAUCAACAGGCUAGUGAGUCCCCGGAGGUCACCCCGGUCAAGCUCAUCUACGAAGGGCACGAGGUUGCGGAGACGGUGCUCAACUCGGAUGCUUGGCAGGACGGAGCCGUGCUGCAGGUGGGAGAUGUCCAAUACUCCAUACAAAGAAACGCACCGUCCUUCAUCACAGCCGAGCUGCCGGUGUCCAUGCUGGCCGAUUUUCCCGUCUGCCCUAAACUGGAGAUGGAGUUUGGGAACCUGCAAGAGUGCGACUUCUCCUGGUUCAAAGAAAAAUGCACGCAGACAAGCCCUGAAGCUGCUGAGACCGAUGCUCCUCAGGAUACAGAUUGGACUCAGGUAGGAGUUGGGAGAGUCUACGUUCCAACCAAUCAGGACAUUGGGUGCAGGCUUAAACUGCGGUGCACACCUAAAGAUGGAAGUCGCAGCGGCUUGGCCAAAGAGCUGGUCUCUGUUGGAGCAGUGGAGGCUGGACCGGGCAUGUGCACGUUUGACAACAGACACAUAUACACAGUCAAAGAGACGGAGUGGCCGACCAUGAGGGUGGUGUCCUACAACAUCCUCGCAGAUAUCUACGCCCAGACAGAGCUGUCUAAGACUGUGCUUUAUCCCUACUGUGCUCCCUACGCCCUUCAGCUCGACUACAGGCAGAACCUGAUUAAAAAGGAGCUGGCUGGUUAUAAUGCUGACAUCAUCUGUCUGCAGGAGGUGGACAAAGGGGUAUUUGUGGACAGUCUAAUGCCAUCUUUGGAUGCUUUUGGUCUUGAAGGUGUCUUUAGAGUCAAAGAGAAGCAGCAUGAAGGACUGGCCACAUUCUAUCGCAGGUCAAAAUUUCAGUGUUUGAGCAGCCAUGACAUCAUGCUCAGUGAGGUCUUGACCUCUGACCCCAUUCAUUCAGAGCUGCUGGAGAUGAUUUCUAAGAACAGUGUCCUGAAGGACAAGAUCCUGCAGAGAUCAACCACACUGCAGGUCACUUUGCUUGAGGAUGUGAGAAGACCAGAUAGGAAGAUUCUUAUUGCCAACACUCACCUGUACUGGCACCCAAAAGGUGGGAAUGUCCGCUUGGUUCAGAUGGGCGUGGCUCUCAAACACCUAAAUCAUGUGAAGGCGGCAAUCGCACCUGAAGCUCCUUUAAUUUUCUGUGGAGACUUCAACUCCUCCCCUGACUCUGGUGUGUUCCAGCUGGUCACAGAGUCUCUGAUUCCACAGCAGCACCCAGACUGGAGUAGCUCAGAGCCAGAGGAGUCAUGCAGGAUGAAGCUGAUCUCUGGCUUUCCUCCGAUGCUGAGUGCCUGUGGUCGACUGGCUUACACCAACUAUGUGGGCGGAUUUCACGGCUGCCUGGAUUAUAUCUUCCUCCAACCCGAAAGCAUGCAGGUGGAGCAGAUGAUUCCUCUGCCUACCCAUCAGGAGGUCACCACCUAUGAGGCUUUGCCCAGUGUGGCUCAUCCCUCUGACCACAUUGCCCUUGUCUGUGACCUGCACUGGAGCCCCUAACCUCUGACCUAUAAUUUCCAGACACCUGGAUGUAAGAUGGCAGAAAAAACCCCAGUCUUACUUUUUUAUUUAUAUUUUAAUGAAAUCAGAGUGUGAGAACAGAAUCCCCCAUCUUUGGAGGAAAUUUAUGAAUUAUGGACUGUCAAUGAACAACACAAGUCAAUGUUGUUGUAACUAAACAUUAUUUAUGAGUCCAUUAUAUAAAACAAUAUUUUUAUCACUGAUAUUUAGUGAUGAAUUAAUAAAAUAUGAUUUAACGGAUUGUAUAGUCCUGUGUUUUUUAGUUAAACAGUAUUUAUUUUGAGUUCAGAGCAUUUAGAUAUCUAAUGCUAUUAUUAUUGGGAAUUAUAGUCAAUUCAUUGUAUAAACUGUAUUUGAUGGGUGCGGACAUCCGCCUACCAUCGCCACGCUGUUUUUCUCUCAUUGGGCAGAAGGGAAGGGGAGGCGGAGCCAGUGCGGAACUUCCCACUCGGUCAUAAUUGAGGGGAGUAAAGAAAGUUUAUAUUUACGAUAAAUCAACCGUGCAUAUAUGAAAACAAUACUGUAUUUAUAUUAUAUUAUUAAAAGUCUUUGAAUUCAAAA